UCACUGUGUCCAUGAGCUAUUAGCGCGUUUCUCCCACCCAUCACUUUGCCCCUGUGCAGAGGGAGCCGCAGCCACUGCAUCCAGCAGAUCCUGGAGGCCGUCCUCCACUGUCACCAGAUGGGGGUCGUCCACAGGGACCUCAAGCCGGAGAACCUGCUCCUGGCCAGCAAGUGCAAAGGGGCUGCAGUGAAACUGGCCGACUUCGGCCUCGCCAUCGAGGUGCAGGGGGAUCAGCAGGCCUGGUUCGGCUUUGCGGGCACACCGGGAUACCUCUCCCCUGAAGUCCUGCGCAAAGAGGCCUACGGCAAACCUGUGGACAUCUGGGCAUGCGGCGUCAUCCUCUACAUCCUGCUGGUGGGGUACCCGCCCUUCUGGGACGAGGACCAGCACAAACUCUACCAACAGAUCAAGGCCGGUGCCUACGAUUUCCCUUCACCCGAGUGGGACACGGUCACCCCCGAAGCGAAAAACCUCAUCAACCAGAUGCUGACCAUCAACCCGGCCAAGCGCAUCACAGCGCACGAGGCCCUCAAGCACCCGUGGGUCUGCCAACGCUCCACCGUGGCCUCCAUGAUGCACAGGCAGGAGACGGUCGAGUGUCUGAAAAAGUUCAACGCCCGGAGGAAGCUCAAGGGCGCCAUCCUCACCACCAUGUUGGCCACGAGGAACUUCUCAGUGGGCAGACAGACCACCGCUCCUCCGACCAUGUCGGCGGCCGCCGCCGGGGCCCCCCUGGGGCUGGUGGAACAAGCAGCUAAGAGCUUACUGAACAAGAAGGCGGAUGGUGUGAAGCCUCAGACCAACAGCACCAAAGGCAGCGCCGGCGUCACUAGCCCCAAGGGGACCCUCCCGCCCGCUGCACUGGAGCCUCAAACUACGGUAAUCCAUAACCCCGCGGACGGCGUUAAGGAGUCGUCCGAUAGCACCAACACCACCAUCGAGGAUGAGGACACCAAAGCCCGUAAGCAGGAGAUCAUCAAGAUCACAGAGCAGCUCAUUGAGGCCGUCAACAACGGAGACUUCGAAGCCUACGCGAAGAUCUGCGACCCGGGGCUCACCUCCUUCGAGCCCGAGGCUCUGGGCAACCUGGUGGAGGGGAUGGACUUUCACCGCUUCUACUUUGAGAACUUGCUCUCCAAGAACAACAAACCCAUCCACACGACGAUCCUGAACCCGCACGUGCACGUUAUCGGCGAGGACGCCGCCUGCAUCGCCUACAUCCGCCUCACGCAGUACAUCGACGGCCAGGGCCGGCCCCGCACCAGCCAGUCCGAGGAGACCCGCGUGUGGCACCGCCGCGACGGCAAGUGGCAGAACGUCCACUUCCACGGCUCGGGGGCCCCGGUCGCCCCGCUGCAGUGAAUGAAGAGCUGGCGGUGGCUGUCCUGGUUCCAGCCUGACGGAGCCGGCGAUGGGAGCCGAGCCGGCAGCCGGAGCUGCGGCCCCGAAGCACGCGUCCGCAUGCCUGUCCCCGUCCCCCCCCCCCCCCGCCCCGCUCCUCCCCUCCAGUGCCUGUGUUUGCAGAAAACAAAAAGACAAAAAAAAUCCCACACAAAAAAACCCAAAAAGAGAAAAAAAAAAAAAAGGGGGGGGGGGGGAAACCCCAACCCCCACCCCAGAUCCAGCCCAGGCGGGGACUUGGGGGGGGGGCGCUCCCAUGGCCAGACCCCCCUCUCUGCCCGUCUCCGCCUGGGGGUGUCUCCCGGCUGUGGCGGGGAGGGGGGUCCCUGCCCGGCCCCCCCGGCCCCGGCUGUGCUUGUGGCGUGUCGCUGUUGCUGGUGGUGGAUGUUGUUCUUUGGGCUCCGCUUUCGCUCUCCCCGUCCCUGUACAUAGAGAGAGCUCUUUAUUUUUGAAUUCCCAUGGGGGGGCCCCGGCUGCUGGGGGGGGGGGGGGGCACACACACAAGGGACUCCCCCAGCAAAGUCCCGGCGCUGGGGAUAUGGUGGGUGCCUUUGGGGGGCGAUCCUCUGGCAGCCACCUCUAUGUCCCCUACCCGGUGACAGAGGCACCUCUGGGUGCUGGUGGGUUUUAUGGGGGUGACGGGGCUCGGGGGGGGCGGGUGGUGGGGGGGGCGCGAGUUCCACGUACCAGGGCUGGGACAGGGGCUCGGGGCGAUCCAGCCAGCACUGACGCAGCAUCGAAAGCACUUUAGACUAAGAGAACGGGUCUCUUAGGGGGCACAGGCUGCUCCGCCGGGGGUCCCCCCAUGGCACCGGGCAGCGCUCCCCUCCCGCACCCCUUCCCCUCUCAGGGGGACACACACACACACACCCCGGCACCCCCGACCUCCCCUUGCCCAGGGAGGGGCUCUGGGCACUCCCCAGCUCGGCCAUGCGCUUCCCGUUGGCCCAUCUCCACAUCCAGAGGCACCGUGUUGCUGGGGGCUGGUUUGGGCUGGGGGGGGUGGGGGGUGGGUGGGUAUUUAUUAUGAUAAUGAUGAUGAUGAUGAUUCUUUUUUAAUCCUGAUCAGUCGUUUCUGCAUGCCCUUUGCGCGGGAGCAACCCUCGGGCGCUAACGCUGUAUGUUGAGGAGCUGAGCUGAGCUGUUUCUGUCCCAUGAAUGCUGGUGGAUCGUUGCCAAAUUUGACUCUUCUCCCCCUUUUUCUCUCAUUCUUUUUCCACCCAUUUCCUGCCCCCCUCCAAAAAACAACCAAACAAAACCCUUCGUCUUUUCUUUCUGAGCCUUGUAAGUGUAAAAGAUUCCUCGGAUUUCGUUUUUGUCUCGGGAAAACUGCAAAUAAAUUAUGAGAAAAAACAA
Pezoporus occidentalis (night parrot) is the source of this 2757-nucleotide messenger RNA. RefSeq names its product calcium/calmodulin dependent protein kinase II beta (gene CAMK2B). The coding region runs from base 118 to 1362 and encodes 414 amino acids. Gene Ontology annotation, biological process: protein phosphorylation. The transcript has 17 exons. Gene Ontology annotation, molecular function: calmodulin binding; calcium/calmodulin-dependent protein kinase activity; ATP binding. The record is from RefSeq and is a predicted model, not a curated record. NCBI's taxonomy places the organism in Eukaryota, Metazoa, Chordata, Aves, Psittaciformes, Psittacidae.